Nerophis ophidion (straightnose pipefish) is the source of this 4523-nucleotide messenger RNA. RefSeq lists its product as uncharacterized. Bases 3591 to 4385 code for a protein of 264 amino acids. The transcript has a single exon. NCBI's taxonomy places the organism in Eukaryota, Metazoa, Chordata, Actinopteri, Syngnathiformes, Syngnathidae. The record is from RefSeq and is a predicted model, not a curated record.
ACUGCUUUUAGUUAAUUUAAAUUUUUAAAUUUUUUUGUAAUUGGUUUUUAAUCUUCAUUAUUUACUUCAAGUUAUAACACUAUGUCUCUUUAUACUUUUUUAAAAAUAUAUUUAUACAUAUGGGCCAAAGGAACCGCAUUUCAAUUUCUUACACACACGUUAUUACAUAUGUUGGCCAGAGGGGGAGCAUUUCAAAUAUUUACACACACUUGUUAUUUCAUAUGUUGACUAAAAUUGAUUAACGCGGACCCGGACUUAAACAAGUUGAAAACCUUAUUCGGGUGUUACCAUUUAGUGGUCAAUUGUACGGAAUAUGUACUGUACUGUGCAAUAUACCAAUAAAAGUCUCAAAAGGGGAGCACUUUUAAAACCGACACACAGUCAAUUUGAAAAAAUCCCUCCUUUUUUGGGACCAACCUAAUUUUGAUAGAUUUCACCACCAGAGGUGCAAAUGAGACAUUCUCCAUUAGAUGCAAUGUUUUUUCUGUAUUGGAACCAUGAUUUCGGUCCUAACUUGUUCACCGGUCCUCAUAUGGAAAGUACUUUUCCUGGUUGAUGUCUCAAAGAGGGUAGAAAUACAGGAGCACGCAUGCACACACGCACACACACAGACACACACACACACACGCAUGCACACACGCACACACACACACACACACACACACACACACACACACACGACUACAAAGGCUUUCAUGUGUUAAAGGUUAUCAUGUCACAGUUGAUUCUCUAGGGCCUUAAUGUCAUAGUUGACUCUUUGAGUUCUCAUCUGGGAGUUGACUCUCAAGGCUCUUAUGCUGUGGUUGACUCCGUCCCAAGUCGAAAUUUCAACUGGAAUGCCCCUCGAGGUCGGACUUCCUCCUCAGAAAGUCGGAACAUUCUCAACACAUCCGGAUUCUAAGAUGGCUGUUCUGAAUGUAAAUAAAUAAAUGAUAAAUGGGUUGCACUUGUAUAGCACUUUUCUACCUUCAAGGUACUCAAAGCGCUUUGACACUACUUCCACAUUUACCCAUUCACACACACAUUCACACACUGAUGGAGGGAGCUGCCAUGCAAGGCGCCAACCAGCAACCAUCAGGAGCAAGGGUGAAGUGUCUUGCUCAGGACACAACGGACGUGACGAGGUUGAACCAGUGACCCUCGGGUUGCGCACGGCCACUCUCCCACUGCGCGACGCCGUCCCAUAAACAACAAUAUAAGCUUCUAUGAUAUCUAUUUUUAGCGCUUCUGAUCAGUUUUAUCGCACAAAAUCAGCCAUAUAGGAUGUAUUGUUGGACGAUUAUAUACGAUAGCAAUACUGUAGUGUAAAGUAUUUUUUUUAUGUGGUAUAUCUGUGUUGGCUCUGCAAUGAGGUGGCAAUUUGCCCAGGGUGUACCCCGCUUUCUGCCCGACUGCAGCUGGGAUAGGCUCCAGCAUCCUGAGAGUGACAAGCGGUAUAAAAUGGAUGGAUGGAUGGAUGGAUGGAUGGUAUACACAUUGUACAUCGCGAGCUAUAGCGUCUGUUUGCUCUUCAUCCGCUGCGUUUGAGGGUUGCAGAAAGAGUCUUUUCCCAUAAGUUGUUUAUAUUCAGACAAGGCAAGCGCAAAAAUAGCCAUCUUGAUUUACAAUCUUAUAACUAGACAUUCGCAAAUCGGCUGUGACUUCAUUCCAGGUUCCUACUUUGAAAAUCCCAGGUGAAUGAAAUGCACCAUUAGUUGACUCUCAAUAGUCUCAUGUAUCUCAAGUUCUAAUGAUUGAAUCUGAAGAGGUUCAUGUCCUAUUUGAAAGAGAUUUAUGUCACUCAUGCUGUAGUUGACUCUCUGGACUCGCAUGUCAUAGUUAGGUUGACUCACAAGGCUUUCAUGUCGACCUUGUUUUAAUGGUUGACUCUCGACGCUCUCAUAUUGUAGUUGACCCUUUAAGAUUCUUAUGCUAGUUGACUUUCUGAUCUCUUGUGCCACAGUUAACUCUCAAGGGUCUCACAUCCCUCAUUUUCUUGUUGUUGACUCUUUAGGCUCUCUUGUUGUUUCUGAUUCUCAAGGGUCUCAUGUCACAGUCAACUCUCAAUGGUCUCAUGGUUCUUAUGUCGUAACAAUUGACUCUUAAGGCUCUCAUAUUGUAGUUGAUUCUCAAGGUUCUUUUGCUGUAGUUGAAUUUCUGAGCCCCCGUACCAGAACUCUCAAGGGUCUUCUGUCUCUUGUCUUGUUAUGGUUGACUUUUCGUGUUGUAUCUGACUCAGCUCUAAUGUCAAAGUUAAACAGCAAGACUCUCAUGUUUCUCAGGUUGUAACAAAUGACUCUUGAGGCUCUCGUAAAGUAUCUACUUUUAAAGUAUCUCAUGUUGUUGCCUCCAAUUUUUUUUGUUGACUCUUGAGGCUCUCAUGUCAUUGUAGGCUUACAUGCCAUGGUUGACUCUCGAAGCUCUCAUAUUGCAGUUGACAUUUUAAGAUUCUUAUGCUACGUAGUUGACUUUCUGAUCCCUUAUGCCGAAGUUAACUCUCAAGGGUCUCACAUACCUCAUCUUGUUGUGGUUGACUCUUAAAACUCUCAUGUUGUUUCUUUUAUGUCUUAGUUGACUUUCAAGGGUCUCAUGUUUCUCCAUGUCGUAACAGUUGACUCUUAAGGCUCUCAUUCUGUAGUUGAUCCUCAAGGUCCUUAGGCUGUAGUUGACUUUCUGAGCCCCCAUUCCGCAGUUAACUCUCGCGGGUCUUCUGUCUCUCAUCAUGCUGUGGGUCUUGUCUUGUAUCUGACUCAGCUCUCAUGUCUUAGUUGACUCUCUAAUGUCAAAGUUAAAUCUCAAGAGUCUCAUGUUUCUCAUGUCGUGACAAAUGACUAUUGAGGCUCUCUUACAGUAGCUAUUUCUCAAGCAUCUCAUGUUGUUGCCUCCAAUGUUUUUUAGUUGACUGUUGAGACUCUCAUGUCAUUGUAGGAUUCCUUGCCAUGGUUGACUCUCUAGGCUCUCAUAUUGUAGAUAAAAGCAUGCAAACAGAGAAUUAUUAAAAUUCACAACAAUAAGCUACACUGACGUCUUGACAUCCAGUAAUAAGUCUGAAUUGUUGUGACCCAGUAGGGUGGUUGCUAUGACAGCAGCUCCUUAGUCACCCGGGAAACCGACACGACUAAUGAUUGACUCAACGAGCACGUGGCUCCGCCUCAGUUUGGGUCUUUAAUUGGAUCCAUAAUGCAGCAGCAUGGGCCUUGAAGUGUUAAUGAGGAGUAUUCAAGGAUGUUGGAGUGCACGACGGCUCCCUUUAUGUGGAAGAGGGCUGUAGCGAAGUGAGCCCUGACAAAGGCGGCGAAGGGAUGGGGCGGGGCAUGCAAGGGUGAGGUCGGUUUUGGGUCCGGACUCUCCCACACCAGAGCGGCCAAGUCUGCAGGUCAGAGCGCUUCCUGUCAGGUUGUAUGACACUGCAUGAAAACGUGCAUGUUUGUUUGAUUGAUUGAUUGAUUGACUGACUGAUUGGAGUCAACAAUGAUUUUGAUGUGAGGUCAUGUGUUUAUUUGAAAAAGCAAUAGGAGUGAUUGUUGCCUUUCCUCGUGCUAAAUUUUAUUUUAUCUCAGCAGUUGGUGAGGAACAACCUGGAGCGUGACUCCUUGCAGCGGUCGCUCAUCAUGGACACUUUUUUCCGUCGUCACUUUAGGAAAAAAGCAGGGGUCCUGCAGGGGAACGUGGCAUCCAAAGCCCACCGCCAGAGAAGAACCAGCAUGGUUGUCUUGACCGGCAAAGUCCGUAGGACGUCAAGCGUUGGCUUGCCCUCCUCCACCUUGACUCAGCGGCGGCGCUCCAGUGUCCACCUGCAGGGGUCACUGCCGGGAGACGAGGGUGCUGGAAAGAGUUGUAGACGCACCUUAAGUACAGCGAAUGGGCGCAGGCGCUCCAGCACCACCACCCCCAACGUCAACCCUCGCUUUGCCGUAACCCGCAAGUUGCGCACCAUAGACACGCCCCUGGUGGGCCCCUCCAUCCUACUGGCCAGUCUCAUCCAGAUGGCUGAAGAGGAUGAGGAGGAGGAGGAUGCGGUAGGAGCACAGCAUGUGGAACUAAAGGGCGAGCCCAACAACGGCAGCCAAUCAGACGCAAACAAGCUGUUUGAAGGAGAGGAGAACAUCACGUCCUCGCCCUCUUCAUCUUCUUCUUCUGUCUCCUUGGAGACAUCACGAGCGCUGACAUGGGCCCCUCGUUGCCUGCGCAGGAACUCAUCUCAGGUGUUUGCAGGAGACUCCACCCCCAAUGACCGCCCCUUUGCUGUAAGGAGGCGGAGGAGAGUGUCCACCGUCUCUAAGCCCCGUCGCAGGAGUUCUGUCUACUACAUCAACCACCCGGCCCAUUGCGGGGGCCUGGAGGACUGGAGCAUCCUUCUGUCGUAUGUAAACUGCGAGCUCCUGAUGACCACAUGGUCAUGUUAAUUCUUGACCUUGCAUACUUAACACGCUAAUUUGAGUGUCAACAGUCUUGGACCUGCGAGGAGACAAUCUGUUCGGGACAUGUUGAGGCAACAUGUUUAAAACUCAACAUGUUUUAUGGACCAGACAACAUUUGUCCUC